AUCAGGGAAGUACAAAAUAAAGACCAUGAAUUGAAGCAAGUAAAGAGCUGGUUGGAAAGUACAAGCAAACCUGCAUACGAGGAUAUAAGUGGUCUUGGAUAUGUUUUAAGAUCUCUUUGGUCUCAGUGGGAUAGCCUUGUGGUAGAAAAUGGUAUCUUAUACCGGAGGUAUGAUGCUGGAAAUGGAAAAGCGUCUUGUCUACAAGCAAUUAUACCCCGAAGCGAACGCAGAAUUGUUUUGCAAUAUUGCCAUGAUAUGAAGACUGCUGCACAUUUGGGUGUUACCAAGACACUAGCCCGAGUUCGACAGAAAUACUAUUGGCCAGGUUUACAAGCUGACACUAGAACCUACAUAGCUGGCUGUGAAAAGUGCUCUAAGAGAAAGAGUCCACAAAUGAGGAAGCGAGCACCAAUGAAACUUGUAAAAAGUGGGAUUACCAUGGACAGAAUUGCGACUGACAUCUUGGGUGAACUUCCGUUGACUGAAAACGGCAAUAAAUAUAUUCUAGUCAUUUCCGACUAUUUUACUAAAUGGACGGAGAGUUUUGCCAUGCCAAACAUGGAAGCUGCAACCGUUGCUAGAAUUAUAGUUGAGGAAGUUGUUGUACGAUAUGGAACACCCUCAAUCAUCCAUUCUGACCAGGGUCGCCAGUACGAGAGCGAACUGUUCUCCGAGAUGUGUCAUGUCUUACAUAUAAAGAAGACACGUACCACCCCUUACCACCCACAAAGUGAUGGGAUGGUGGAACGUUUUAAUAAGACACUUGUGACGAUGCUUAGUGCCUACGUAAAUGAUCACCAUUCUGACUGGGAUAGGUUUUUACCUUAUGUCAUGAUGGCAUACAGAUCAUCAUUACAUGAGACCACAGGGUUCACACCAAACCUCAUGAUGCUUGGUAGAGAGGUGACUACACCGCUGGACAUUAUGUACGAGAUGCCAACGGAAGUUAAAUAUAUUCCAAGCAACAAGUGGGCAUGGCAACUCAAAGAGACAAUGGAGGAGGCUCACAAGUAUGUCAGAGAGAAUAUAAACACAGCUAUGGUGAGACAGAAAAGGUACCACGACCAGAAACUAUCAUGGCAAAAGUUCAAGCCAGACGAUCAAGUUUAUGUUUACUUUCCUAUCAGAAAGGUCGGAAGAUCCCCGAAGUUCACUAGUUACUGGCAAGGUCCAUUUAAAGUACUCAGAAAACUGACAGACUUAACCUACAAGGUUGAUUGUGGACAACGUGGCAAACCACAGGUCGUGCAUGUUGACAGGUUACGACUAAAGCGUGAUCAGAUAUUAAGAGAAGAGGUUGUUGAAGAGGCUAGUUCUCAGGUAGAAACUAACCAAUCUGCUACAAGCAACGUCAAGGCGGAUGUUAUAAGCGAUGAAGGGUCUGAAACAGAUGAGGUUGACAAUGAUGUUAACUUGGGUGCAACGGGUGGUUCUAGAAUUAGAAGACAGCCUAAAUGGCUGCAAGAUUAUGUCCAGUGGUAAAUUGUCUUUACAACAAGUUUUUUUUCUGUUGUAGAGAAAUGGCGAAGACGAAGACUACCAGUGCAGAACAGCUGAAGAAAUGUCCAUUCUGUUCCUUUAAAAGUAGAAGUCACUCGGAAUGGAAAGACCACAUGGCCGAGUGUUAUGAAACCAGACACUUUUGUAGACGAUGUGAUUAUUCGACAGAUAAGAAAGUCAACUACAUACGGCAUCUUAAGAGAAACCACCCAGACGAAGUUGAGAGAGGUCAAGGCAGCCAACAGUCUGAUAAUGCAGAGGGUAUUAAAUCCAGUGAAGAUAGUUUAUCUAGAGAUCUCCACAAGGACGAGUCUUCAGAUGAAGAGGAGUGGCUCUCACAGGAACCCGACAUAACCAUUGACGAAGAACCGGGUACCAGUGGACCUUCACCCUGUGAGAAAGCCGUCGACCCUACUGUUAGAAAGAGGACUCAACCCAUGCCCGUGUAUACAUCUGACCGUUGUAAGACACCGAGGCUGGAUGACAAGACAAAUGACCCCCCGUGCAAAGUUGCAGAUAAGGCUGUUCAGACAGACCCAGUUGUAUAUACCAAGUCGAUCAAGACAACAACCAUUGUCCGGGAGCACGGACGCAAGACAAUCACUGUGAAGAGGGAAAAGAUGCUGUAGAUCAUCGGCAUAUUGACUUGUUAAUUUUUAUUUCCUUAUUGUUUGUUCUGACAGUAGAAUCAUGCGGGACGCAUAUUCUUAAGGGGAGGGAAGUGAAACGGUUGAAAGAGUUAUCUUCCCUUGUUUGUAUUUUUAUUAUCAGUAAUUAUUGUUAAUAGUGUA
Messenger RNA from Magallana angulata, 2291 nucleotides. RefSeq lists its product as uncharacterized. NCBI's taxonomy places the organism in Eukaryota, Metazoa, Mollusca, Bivalvia, Ostreida, Ostreidae. The transcript has a single exon. The record is from RefSeq and is a predicted model, not a curated record. Bases 1455 to 2129 code for a protein of 224 amino acids.